CUUAAGUUACAAAUGGAAGAGGUAAUGUCAAUUAUCUUCCACGGAAUGAAACUGGUUGAUGAGCUUAAGUCAAGCUUACAGGAAAAGUCACCGGAAUCUCUGUCCACCUCUCUCGACGAGAUCACAAAGACAUUUGAUGAUGCAAAAGAGAGGUUGAAGAUAGUCCUUGUGAUCAGGAACUCGGAGACCGCAAUGAACCAAGUCAAACCGGUGAUCUCUUCUUGCUCAGACCGGAUGCUAAUGCAGAUUGAACCGGAUCUGAUGCAGGAGUAUUGGUUAAGGUAUGGUGGGUCCACGUCAUCUCAUGGAACCGAAGUCGUGACUCAAAGGCAGCUCAUGGCUGUUGAUGGUGACGGCGGAAGAAAUUUGACGGCUACGGAAAGAUCAGGUGGCUCCGGUAGCGGUUCCUCCACGCCAAGGCAACGUAGAAGGAAAAACGAAGGAGAAGAACAAACGGUGUUGGUGCCGGCGUUAAGGUCGGGAAACACAGAUCUACCUCCUGAUGAUAACCAUACUUGGCGUAAAUACGGUCAAAAGGAAAUUCUUCACUCUAAGUUUCCUAGAGCGUACUAUAGAUGCACCCACCAAAAGUUAUACAAUUGUCCAGCCAAGAAGCAAGUCCAACGCCUCAACGACGAUCCUUUCACCUUCAGAGUCACUUACCGUGGCUCACACACUUGCCACAUCUACUCAACCGCUCCCACCGCUUCUGCUGCUGCCCCCACCGCUCCAAUCACAACUACGGCCACAACUAGCCAUCCCGUUGACUACGGUCCCUUCUUCGACAUGCCGGAAGCUAUGAUGCUCGGUAGCGGCGGGAUUGGGGACAACAUGGAUUUCAUAUUUCCUUGCAAUGAUCCACCUCAUCAUCAUCACUGUUACCGGAGGCAAGAAGACGGAGACGGAGACAAAUAGAAUACCAGAGACCGGAAGACGGAGACAUAUAUAUAUAUGAUUCAUAUAUAUAUCUACAGAAAAAGGACAUGUUUAAUUUAAUUUAUUAAUUAUUUAA
This is a messenger RNA of Brassica oleracea var. oleracea, 1012 nucleotides long. RefSeq names its product WRKY transcription factor 55-like. NCBI's taxonomy places the organism in Eukaryota, Viridiplantae, Streptophyta, Magnoliopsida, Brassicales, Brassicaceae. The coding region runs from base 13 to 915 and encodes 300 amino acids. The transcript is spliced from 3 exons. Gene Ontology annotation, molecular function: sequence-specific DNA binding; DNA-binding transcription factor activity. The record is from RefSeq and is a predicted model, not a curated record. Gene Ontology annotation, biological process: regulation of DNA-templated transcription.